AUGUGGAACAGGGAUCGAGUGCUGCACUCUGUCGGUCCAACCAACCUUCCUACUGGUGAACUCAUGCAGUUCGUGCUAGCGCGGCGGUAUGGUGUUAGCACGCACUGGUACACAAUAUUAAAUGGAGUGAAUCAUGGAAUAUUUAUCAAUUUGCAGACGUCUGGAACCGACCGUGCACCUGACGCUGAGCAUGGUGACGGCAGCGGUCCGUCUGAGGUGACAAAGGAUCCAAACAAAAAACCACAAAAGAAAAGAAAAAAUAAUGGCAGCCCAGAGGAUAUCGAAUACGAAUUAAAAAGAAAAAAAACCGAAGAAAGUCGAUCGGUAUAUAAAAAUGAUUUGCUAGAAGCUAAGGCUCUCGAUCAAUAUAUUAUUAUAAAUAAUACCUUUAAACAACUGCACAAGCAAAUAAAAAAAUAUGAAUCAAUUAAAAAUGCACAAGACAAAGAUAAUAAUUUGCUUAAAUUUAAAGAAACAGAAAAAGAUUAUGAAACUGAAUUCAACAAAAUUAAACAAAGACGAGCACAGGAGGAAAAGGAGAGGGAAAAUGAACGCGAACAUUUUGAAACUGAAAAAGAUAAAAUCGAAGAAGAAAUACAGCAGCAAAAAGAAAAAUAUGACAAGGAGAAAAAAAUGAUGGAUGAAUGUCUCGAGAAAUUGAAACACGAACUAACUCAAGUCCAAAGCCAUGUGGAGAAAUUUAUCAGCGAAUUUGAAACAGAGAAAAUUAAAAUCGAAAAUGUAAUACAGGAGCUAAAAAACAAGUAUGAUGUGGAGAGAAGACUAAAAGAUGAGUGUCUCACAAAACUGCAAAACGAAUUAGCUCAAGCAAAACGAGAUAACGAUAUACAGAAAUUAUUGAAUGGAUUUCAAACAGAAAAACUAAAAGUCGAAGAGGAAAUACAGAAACAAAAAAAAACUUAUGAUAAUGAGAAAAAACUGACCGAACAACGUCUUGAGAAAUUGAAACACGAAUUAACUCAAGUUCAAAGCUAUGUGGAGAAAUUUUUCUUCGAAUUUGAAACAGAGAAAUUUUAA
This is a messenger RNA of Spodoptera litura, 1038 nucleotides long. Lineage: Eukaryota; Metazoa; Arthropoda; Insecta; Lepidoptera; Noctuidae. The record is from RefSeq and is a predicted model, not a curated record.